UGUGACCGGAGCAAGAAGCGAGUGAGUGAAGUAAGCGGUUCUUUGCGCUUAUACACGCGGUGUUUGUGCUUAAUUAAUUAAUGGCACCUACAGGUGAAGUUGUGAUUGGCUCUGGGGAGCGGGUCUGUGCUGACAACCGUCUGCGCUGGGACCUCACUCCAGACCAGAUCCACAAGCUUACCGAUGAGCUCAUUGCCAAGACCAAAAAGGUGUACGACUCGGUGGGUGCUCUGGACUUGGCCAGAGUCAGUUAUGAGAACACCCUCAAGGCACUUGCUGAUGUGGAAGUUGAGUACACAGUCCAGAGGAACAUGUUGGACUUCCCCCAGCACGUGUCCUCUUGUAAGGACGUCCGCACUGCCAGCACUGAAGCUGAUAAGAAGCUAUCAGAGUUUGAUGUGGAGAUGAGCAUGAGAGAGGAUGUUUAUCUGAGAAUCGUGGCUCUGGAGGAGAAGCUGUCAGAUGAGAGUUUGACUCCUGAGGCCAAGCGUUACAUGGAGAGACUCAUAAAACUUGGCAAGAGAAACGGCCUUCAUCUUCCCAAAGAUAUGCAGGAGGAGAUUAAAAAGAUCAAGAAAAAACUUAGCACUCUGUGUAUCGAUUUCAACAAGCACCUGAAUGAAGAUACAACCAGCCUUUCUUUCUCUCGAGAGGAGCUUGGAGGACUGCCAGAGGAUUUCCUUAACUCACUUGAGAAAGAAGAGUCUGGAAAACUGAAGCUAACUCUGAAGUACCCUCAUUAUUUCCCCACCAUGAAGAAAUGCUUCGUCCCUGAGACACGAAAGAAAUUAGAGGAGGCUUUUAACUCGCGCUGUAAAGAGGAGAACUCUGCUAUCCUGAAGGAGCUGGUAGAGCUGCGCUCUCAGAAGAGCAGUCUACUGGGCUUCAGCACGCAUGCUGACUUUGUGCUAGAGAUGAACAUGGCCAAGAACUCCAAGAAGGUCUCAACUUUCCUUGAGGAUUUGGCUCAUAAGCUGAAGCCCCUGGGUGAGGAGGAGAGAGCAGUGAUCCUGAAGCUAAAGGAACAGGAGUGCCUGAAGAGGAAUCUGCCCUUCAGUGGAGAACUGCAUGCCUGGGACACACGCUACUACAUGACCCAGGUGGAAGAGACCCAGUAUGCGGUGGAUCAGAACCAGCUGAAGGAGUAUUUCCCCAUGGAGGUGGUGACCCAGGGCCUGCUGGACAUCUAUCAGGAGCUGCUCAAUCUCACCUUUGAGCUGGUAGAAGGUGCUCCUGUCUGGCACGAUGAUGUGACGCUGUACUGUGUUAAAGACCGCACCUCGGGCCAUGUGGUGGGCCAGUUUUAUCUGGAUCUUUUCCCCAGGGAGGGAAAGUAUGGCCAUGCCGCAUGCUUUGGCCUGCAACCUGGCUGUUUGCUCAUGGAUGGGACCAGGCAAAUGGCUGUGGCUGCAAUGGUGGCUAAUUUCAGCAAGCCCACCGCUGAUGCUCCAUCCCUGCUGCAGCACGAUGAGGUGGAAACAUACUUCCAUGAGUUUGGACAUGUGAUGCACCAGCUUUGUGCCCAGUCUGACUUUGCGAUGUUCAGCGGGACUCAUGUGGAGCGGGAUUUCGUGGAGGCUCCAUCCCAGAUGUUAGAGAACUGGGUCUGGGAGAAGGAGCCACUGCAGCGCAUGUCCAAACACUACAAAACGGGAAACGCCAUUCCAGAGGAGCUUCUGGACAAGCUCAUCAAGUCCAGACUCGCUAACACGGGGCUGUUUAACUUAAGGCAGAUUGUUCUGGCUAAGGUGGACCAGGCUUUGCACAUUAAGGGUGGGAUUGACGCAGCUGAGGAGUAUGCUAAACUCUGUCUGGACAUCCUGGGAAUUCCUGCUUCAGCAGGGACAAACAUGCCCGCCACCUUCGGCCACCUUGCAGGAGGAUACGAUGCUCAGUACUAUGGUUACCUGUGGAGCGAAGUCUUUUCCAUGGACAUGUUCUUCGCCCGAUUCAAACAGGAAGGCAUUAUGAACCCCAAGGUGGGUUUGGAGUACAGGAAGUGUAUUCUGAAGCCCGGUGGCUCGGAGGACGCUGCCGACAUGCUGAAGAAGUUCCUGGGAAGAGAACCCAAGCAGGAAGCAUUCCUCCAGAGCAAAGGAUUGACAGUGGAGCCGGAGUCCGGCACACCCUGUGCCUGCUGACCGCGUGAGCGUUAGGACCAACCAAUAAAGCCUCAGACAGACUGAUACCUCCUUAGAAAAACCCAGAAAGCUCAUGCUCAUAUUACACCCUUUCCCAGCCCUGAACCUGUGCACAGAGCUUUUGUUUUGGAUGUUUGAAGCAUCAUUUCAAAAUUGAAAAUUGUAUUGAAACCUGUUUAAAAAAAAAAAAAAAAAAGACAAAAUGCUAUCUUGACUCCUUUGUUUUUCUGAUGUGUUUUUUGUUGAAUAUAAUGAAUUCCCUACAGGAAAUAUGGAGCAACUGCCCCAAUGCACUCAUAACAUCAUUAGGCUUAUGUCACAUGCGAUACAACCUUUGGUUCUCAACAGGACACCAGGAAACCAUAUUUUUUACAUCGUGUUAUUUCGUGCAUCUCAUUUCGUGAGAUUCAUUCUAUUAGAAAUGUGUUUCGUGAGAUUCAUUCUACAAGAAAUGUGUUUAAUUAGAAAGUUACAGGAGUAUUGCACAAUAUUUCCUCCGUCAAAUUGUCAAUCGUUUUAAUCACAACUCAAAGCAACCUGACACCUGAUCCCUUAGUGAUCGUAGACUUCGGUUAUUUUAUCUCAGGACCGAAGGGACCUGAACAUGUUAAAAGGAGCAUGGCUGAAACAAACAACACAGAGUAAAACUUAACUGAUGCAGAGGUUUAGUUAACAGCGCAAUAAAAUAACCUGCACCUCGAAGGAAUGAGAUCAGCAGCAAAGCCAACAUGUUUCAACAGGUUCACACCUGCUUGUCAUUUAAAAUAAUUUUGCAAUUAAUUACGAUUAAAUUAAAAUGAUUUCAGUGGUCUUUGGCACAUAUAAUCAGACAUGAAAAGCAACAGUUUAUGCGUGUAUACAAUUCACUUUUUCCACAUUUUGUUAUGUUACAGCCUUAUUCCAAAAUGGAUUAAAUUCAUUAUUUUCCUCAAAAUUCUACAAACAAUACCCCAUAAUGACAACAUGAAAGUAGUUUGUUUGAAAUCUUUGCAAAUUUAUUUAUAUAUAUAUAUAUAUAUAAAAAAAAAAAAACAUGUACAAAAGUAUUCACAGCCUUUGCUCAAUACUUUGUUGAAGCACCUUUGGCACCAAUUACAGCCUCAAGUCUUUUUGAGUAUGAUGCUACAAGCUUGGCACACCUAUUUUUGAGCAGUUUCUCCCAUUCUUCUUUGCAGGACCGCUCAAGCUCCAUCAGGUUGGAUGGGGAGCGUCGGUGCACAGCCAUUUUCAGAUCUCUCCAGAGAUGUUCAAUCAGGUUCAAGUCUGGGCUCUGGCUGGGCCACUCAAGGACAUUCACAGAGUUGUCCCGGAGCCACUCCUUUGUUAUCUUGGCUGUGUGCUUAGGGUUGUUGUCCUGUUGGAAGAUGAUCCUUCACCCCAGUCUGAGGUCCAGAGCACUCUGGAGCAGGUUUUCAUCAAGGAUGUCUCUGUACAUUGCUGCAUUCAUCUUUCCCUCGAUCCUGACUUGUCUCCCAGUUCCUGCCGCUGAAAAACAUCCCCACAGCAUGAUGCUGCCACCACCAUGCUUCACUGUAGGGAUGGUAUUGGCCAGGUGAUGAGCGGUGCCUGGUUUCCUCCAGACAUGACGCUUGCCAUUCAGGCCAAAGAGCUCAAUCUUUGUUUCUCAUGGUCUGAGAGUCCUUCAGGUGCCUUUUGAAAACUCCAGGCAGGCUGUCAUGUGCCUUUUACUGAGGAGUGGCUUCCAUCUGGCCACUCUACCAUACAGGCCUGAUUGGUGGAGUGCUGCAGAGAUGGUUGUUCUUCUGGAAGGUUCUCCUCUCUCCACAGAGAAACGCUGGAGCUCUGUCAGAGUGACCAUCGGGUUCUUGGUCACCUCCCUGACUAAGUCCCUUCUCCCCCGAUCGCUCAGUUUGGCCAGGCGGCCAGCUCUAGGAAGAGUCCUGGUGGUUCCAAACUUCUUCCAUUUACGGAUGAUGGAGGCCACUGCGCUCAUUGGGACCUUCAAUGCUGCCGAAAUUUUUCUGUAUCCUUCCCCAGAUCUGUGCCCCGAUACAAUCCUGUCUCAGGGGUCUACAGACAAUUCCUUGGACUUCAUGGCUUGGUUUGUGCUCUGACAUGCACUGUUAACUGUGGGACCUUAUAUAGACAGGUGUGUGCCUUUCCAAAUCAUGUCCAAUCAACUGAAUUUACCACAGGUGGACUCCAAUCAAGUUGUAGAAACAUCUCAAGGAUGAUCAGUGGAAACAGGAUGCACCUGAGCUCAAUUUUGAGUGUCAUGGCAAAGGCUGUGAAUACUUAUG
Molecule: messenger RNA, 4402 nt
Organism: Myxocyprinus asiaticus (Chinese sucker)
Lineage: Eukaryota; Metazoa; Chordata; Actinopteri; Cypriniformes; Catostomidae
Product: thimet oligopeptidase-like
Exons: 13
Coding region: 81-2141 (686 amino acids)
Biological process (GO): peptide metabolic process; proteolysis
Cellular component (GO): mitochondrial intermembrane space
Molecular function (GO): metalloendopeptidase activity
Source: RefSeq, a predicted model, not a curated record